Messenger RNA from Hyla sarda, 2673 nucleotides. It is a transcript of the gene LCAT, whose product is annotated as lecithin-cholesterol acyltransferase. Bases 288 to 2615 code for a protein of 775 amino acids. Gene Ontology annotation, biological process: regulation of transcription by RNA polymerase II; lipid metabolic process. The transcript is spliced from 5 exons. Gene Ontology annotation, molecular function: RNA polymerase II cis-regulatory region sequence-specific DNA binding; DNA-binding transcription factor activity, RNA polymerase II-specific; phosphatidylcholine-sterol O-acyltransferase activity. The record is from RefSeq and is a predicted model, not a curated record. NCBI's taxonomy places the organism in Eukaryota, Metazoa, Chordata, Amphibia, Anura, Hylidae.
CGGGAGAUAGUGGGCGUGACUGAGAACAAGGGACCAUCUUCAAACUGCGUGCCGAGAAAGAGAAGAUGUGAGGGACUGAGGUUGUGAUUUUUAUAUUGCCCACACCUGUUACUAGCCCCAGGUAUGGAAGGUUCCACGAUCGGCUCAGAGUCGUGGAACGCAAUGCGUGUCAAUUCAUCUUGUGUUGGCCGGAAGCCGCGUGACCUAUGAGAAGGAUCAUGUGACUAACCGGAAGUACAGAGAGACGCCGGGAACUGGAUGGAGCGCGGAGAACGACUGUGACGUCCAUGGUGACUUCUACAGAGUUUCUUCAUAUUCCUCCAGUGGAAGUGAGCACACGUGACUUUGAACGGGAAUCCAGAAAACUGAUUUCCCAGGAACUUUAUUGUAGAACACUGGCCAAGUACUGUCGAAAGAAUCAGAUCCCCUGUGGCCUACGUUCAAAUUUACGCCCUACACUAUUCAAGGAUGAUGAGUCCUACUGCAAACAAUAUGAGAGCAUUCUAAACAAAAGUUCGUUCGACUUGAUGGUACUGACCAUCGAUUACUUGAAGAAAUCCAUUAAGGAGACAAGGGAAAAGAUUUCUACAAUUGAACGACAGUUAACUUCCUGCCUACCUAAAGAAGAAUGGACAUCUCUAAAAGUGAAAAUGGAAAAAGUCUUGACGGAAUUUCGAAAGGAAGCUGAGAAGAAGAUAAAGGAGAGCUUCCUCCGAGAUACAGAAGACUACUUGCUCAAUAGAGUAUACAGGUGGCAAGAUCCUCCAUCCAGUAACAUAGGCAAACCAACUUGCACAAAAUGUUUCUCACAAGGUCAAAUCAGCUCUGGGAGUGAAAGUAACUCAAAUAGAAGUAAUCCCUGUGUUCUUCCACAACAGCAAACAUUACACCAACCCAAAUCUCAACUGACAGAUCUGAAGCAGACCCCAGAUAACUGCAUUUUACAGUCAUAUAAGAAGAAAAGAGAUGGGUGUAAUGGAAGGUCUGCAGGCCUUCUGUUAGAGAAUUCACAAAGUUGUGACAAGCUUGCUGUACAGAAAGCUCUGAGCAGCAGUGAAGCUGUCAACAGGUCCUUGUCUGUUUCACAAUCAUAUGUAAAUGAUAAAAUAGGGAUCUUAAUAUUCACAGAAAGCCAUACACGUAAUGAUAACCUAACCACCGCUCCAUCACUGCACCAAACUGUGCCUGAUAAAGGGCUCAGCCAACACCAGAGUAAUUCUAAAGUAAGUGAUGAAGCCAUGGAGACACAGGAGCAGCAGGGUCUUUACUGUAAACCAGAUAACAAAAACAUUUGUAAAAAAGGCACAGAAUCUACAGAUGACAAUGAAAAAUGUAAUUCUGCCAGUGACCAAAAGAAACAAAUUGUCACUUAUCCUGGAAAAAAGCAUUGUACCUGUGUUUCUGACGGUAAUAAUUCUGAUGGUGCAAAUGGUUCACCAAACAUUUCUAUCAAUCAGUUCCCAGAUGCAUGCUCUUGUGUUGGAUUAAAUAAAUGUACAAAACGUGGCAAGACACACUCUAAGCUGUGUAGAAGUAAUCCUCCUGUAGACAAAAAAGGCAAAAUCAUCACCACGAUCAGUGGGCAGUCUGGCAAAGAGCAGCAUUGUACUAGUAGAAAAAAAAGCAAGUUAGGAAAAAAGAUGUCCAAUAACUCUGCAUUUCAAAAGAAAUAUUCAGAAAGGAAAGGUAAAGUCAGGUUUCAAAAGACUUCAUGGAAGCUACAAGAGUGCAACAAGUGCAAAAGGAAGUUCUCCCUUUUGGUUCUCAAAACCAGACAUCAACACAGUGCAAAAGCGUUGAAGUGGAGCGUACAUAUACGCAUCCCUGGACAUAGUAAGACAUGUACGGAGUGUAAAAAAAUAAUCCAUUACAAAAGACUGUCUUCUGGAAAAGAAGCCUAUUCAUGCAAUGAUUGUGGGAAGCCCUUUCUGCAGCGUGAAUUACUUGAUCUUCAUCAUAGGAGCCACAUAGAAGAAAAACUCUUUUUCUGUCCUCACUGUGGGAAGCGAUUUGUCCAGCAUUCACUGCUACUCAUACACCAGAAAACACAUACAGUAAAUAAGCCAUAUCAGUGUAUGGACUGCGGGAACCUGUUCUAUAGUAAAUCAUUAUUUGCAGAGCAUCUUAAGACCCAUAAAGAAAGGAAGCCUUGUUGUUGCCCUGAUUGCGGAAAAUGUUUUGCAGAUAACAGCACACUUAUUAUACACCAGAGAAUUCACACAGGGGAGAAACCAUUCAGCUGCAAAGAUUGUAGCAAAAGCUUUAGUCAACACUCAACUCUGGUGUCCCACCAGCGAAUCCACAGCGGUGAGAAGCCUUACGAAUGUAAGAUAUGCGGGAAGCGAUUUAGAGAUCGUUCCUCCUCGGCCUGUCACCAGAGAAUCCACAAUGGGGAGAAACCCUUUAAAUGUCAGGAGUGCGGCAAGAGGUUUACACAAAGUUGCAACCUGCGCAGACACGAACGUCUUCACGUGGGACAAAAACCUUACCUGUGUACUAAAUGUGGAAAGACUUUCAAUGAGUCUACAAAGCUGAAAUCCCAUGAAAUUGUUCAUCUAAAAAAAGAGAUGGUAAAAAAAGAGGACAAAAUAAAACCUCCUCACGGGACUGAGUGAUUAUAAUGUUUGAUUAUAAAUGUUUACUAUAAAACAUAAUAAAUCAAUUUGUAUGGUU